AUGCUGGGAAAUCAUUCAACCAGCGAAGAAUCUCCGAUGUGGGUGCGGCGUCUUGGCGUGAAGAAAAGUGUUCAGACCCUGCAUGCGCUGGUAACAGGAUUUUCAAAAUGUUCUUCUCGCCUUAUAGGAAUUAGCUGUAUUUUUUACCUGACAUCGUUGUUCGCUCACUAUACCUUUGUAGCAGCUGUCUACGCAUCUAAGCAGAAAUUUCGGCUUCGAUUUUCUCAAUCUACGCUGGAACUUGAACUAUCCGUGACUGAGGGCAAUCCCAGAUUAGCAAACUACGACUUACUUGUCUCUUCGCUUGAAAAUUCAGGGUAAGGGGUCUAACAACUUUUUUCUUCAGUCCUUGUGAUGUGUAAAAAUAUUAAAGAUCCAGUGGGAUCUGGGGAAUCCUUGACUAAAUUUUGCCGACGUGUCUCUGAAGUUGCCCCAGUGAAUUUUACAAUUAUGCGUGCAUCAAAUAUCAUUCUGCAUCCAUGAGCCUUAGUUCAAACUGACCAACUCCAAGUUAUCGGUUAAUUCCUUAAGAAAUUAAGAGGCAACCAUUUUACGAUUUGUUUUUUAGCAUGACGAUUAAGAACGUUUCCGAGCCAUGAAUUAUGUAAUAGAAGUAGUGGAUUUCUGUGGUAAAUACCCAGUGUCUUAUAUAACGCGCAAGCAUGUUACUUCACAGAAAGAACGUGAGGUUACCUUCUUCCGGACGUCUUACACGUCUGAUAUAUUUCUGAUAAGCAAAGUUUCAGACGUGGAUUCCAGACGUUGCAGUAGGUUGGGCGAGUGACUUGACCCAAAUGUGAUAAAACUCGCGUCGUCCGGCGGGGCCUCGUAGCUCAGGUGGUUAGAGCGUUGGCUGUACUAAGGCCUCCUUCUUACUUCUUGGGUUCAAAUCCCACCAAGGUGCCCAGUUUUUCACAGUUGGGUCGAUCUGAAUAUGAAAGUUUAAAUUCUUAAUAAAUUUUGUCUCUGAAGGUCUCAGUAGCCCAAAAAACCUAUAAAAUCCAACGAAACGUGAUAGAGGAACAAGUCAGACCGAAUUUUCCCCAUGUAGCGUCGUGAUAGCUUUCUACAGUAUCAUUUGCAUGAUCGUUUCCAGAGCCUGAUUUAAGUAGCCUGCUAAGAACCGUGGCUUUCUCGCCCAGAAUCUGAACGCAUUUCUCUUUCAACACAGGUUUUGAAUCUUCGAGUACACUUUGCUGUGCAUCAAGCAACAGAGAUAUUCUACUAACGUUUGGUUACCAAGGAAAGCAUUCCUUAGUACAAAACUUGCGUUCAAGUAAAUUUUUAUUCCCCGUCACCAACGGACUGUGGAUCUCCCUUCGCUCAUCACGCCUCUGGUGUACUAGGGCUGGAAACUAUAGCCUACCUAUCUGCGUCCCGCACUGCGUAUUUUAUUUUUUGGUAUUUAAAGUAAAGCCCAUGGGAAGAUUUCGUUUUUAAACCAUUGUUUUAACAGCGAAUUGAACUCUCUCGAGCACACUUUUUAAUACCAGAAUAUUCUGGAGUUUUUGUGGCUCCAUACAGUCCUGCAUUCACCGAUCUUCCUUCCUUUCCGAAACCAGUCUAACCGGUUAGGCUCCACCACAAAGUUACACAGGUCAGUCUGCAAACAUUGCACUUCCCUUUGCAUCCGUCUAUUUCGAACAGUGUAAGUGAGCACACUAAAGAAUAACAAUAAAAGGCCACAGUGAUAUGCUCGUUUGUUACUUCCUGCAGAUCACUCUGAGGAAGUAGUGCUCAACGCUAAGGCCUCCAAACACUUUCCUGCUGUGCUCACUGAGAGUCAUCUUAAUCCCCAAGCCCAUUCUUCUUCUCAACCAGUCCACACUCGGGGUCGUUGACAGUAAUCCUUCCUGAGGAGGACAAUCUCGCUGCUGGAGCUUGCUUCACCGCAACCCUCUUGAAAGUCGCCAACCUCCCAGCUGCUGACACCCGUGACUCUGACUCCAACGAGGUCACCGUCUCCGCUCACCUCCUCUCUGCCCUGCACGGUGAGGCGGUGCGGCAGGCCUACCUCUUCGGCGCGCUGGACGGCUGCAUUUACUCUUGUCGCAUUAACGAAGGCCUGAAAUUCACACGUCUUGCCUCUUUCCCCAGUCCUCCUCGGGCACUUGCCCUCUUGGUCGUCCUCCCCGAUGUCGACGGUGAGGAGGCGGAUGCGACGGAGGGCCAGUCCUCAGAGGUCGAACUGCUGGUUGGGGUUUCGGACUCUGGUUGGCUGCUUAGCCUGCACUUCUUACUUAAACAGUAA
This is a messenger RNA of Spirometra erinaceieuropaei, 2251 nucleotides long. NCBI's taxonomy places the organism in Eukaryota, Metazoa, Platyhelminthes, Cestoda, Diphyllobothriidea, Diphyllobothriidae. The record is from the annotation of a GenBank genome assembly.